AUGGAGACCCUGGAAGCACAGCUGGAGGACGCGAGGACACGCCAUGCGGCCCAGGAGUACGGAACGAUCCCCUGGGCGGUCGUGGAGGCUGGCAUUCGCCAUAUGUGGGCGACGUUGCACCCUCCUCAACCUGCGUCUCCUCGACCGGUGAACACAGAGGACGGCGUCGACGUAGGCGUCAAAGCCGGGGGUGGCCAAGUCGGCAGCAGUGCGGGAGGCACGUCGAGGCAGAGAGGUGUGAUACACGCCGAUGAAGUCGGCGGCGUUCAGGCGCGACGGAAGCGAUCGACGGCGGCGACUGGCACCUCGCAGGGCGACGUCGGAGGUCGACGAAGCGGGUUGUCGCCGAUGUCGGCGACUCAGGUGACGGCAGGCGGGAUUGCUCCGAGCUACGGCUACUUCAAGUUCACGCCGGACAGGAUCCUGGUCACCCCACCGCUCACUGGUCGACCCGACAUCCUCACCUGGAAGGAGGCCAUCGAGCCACAGCUGGAGAUGGCCGGGCUGAUCAACUUUGCUCGUGGUACCGUGGAGACGCCGGACGACCCCGACUUGCGAGCUGAGUUUCGCGCCGUGCAGCUGUUGACCUUCACGGUCAUCUCGAGGUGCUGCUCGCCGGGCGUGCAAAUCGCCUUGAAGUGGUGCCGGGAGUACCUCGACGCCGGCCACCAGGCGUGGCACUUCAUUGAGUCGACGUACCAGGUCACCGACGACUUGUUCAUCGCCCAGCUGGAAGGGCAGCUGACGCAUUUCUACUCGAUGGCGUCUUACAUCACGCACGUCAUGCAGGGACUUCGGAGCAGCUACAACCUGUUGAAGCGGCUGUCCAUGGCGCCAAGCACGAGGGCGACGCUCAACGAGGACAACUUGACCUCGUACAUCCUGCAAGACGAGGCGAUGCAGGAGGCAGAGCGGUCCCAGGAGCUCUUGGCGCAGGCGAACUUCGUCGCCCCGGCGAAGCUAGGUGGUCGACCGGGACAGCGUGGGCAGUCUGGCGGCGGGGGCAGCAGUGGCUCGAAACCGGCCAAGGAGGUCGACAAGAAGAAUGACUCGGACGACGACGACAAGGGAGGCCGCGGGAGGUCUGGCAGUCGUCGACCUCGUCGAAGAGGGAGCCAGCUGUGCAAGGAGAAGGAGAAGCAGUCGACCAAGUCGUCGACCUCGGCAAAGGACGCCGACUCCGCUGCUGGCAGCAAGGGGAGAGACGACAAGUCGGCGUCAUGCUCUCUGGUCGGCGUCGUGGAGCCGACAGUCUCGCUGGCGCCGGAGGCUGGCGAGGACUUCCAGGCGGUGGCGGCAGCUGUGCAGGCCAACCCGGCGGUGGUCCUGCUCGACAGCGGCUGCUCCCACCACCUGAUGGGGACAAAGGACGCCUUCGUCGACUUGGGGCCGAGCGGCGAUGUGAAGCACGUGCGUGGCUUCAAUGGGGCGCUGCAGGACGUCCAGGGCCGCGGCACCGUCGCCCUGCAAGGCGAGGCCAGGAAGCAGGUGCUCAUCCCCGACGUGCUGUACGUCCCGGGUGUGCGGGCGAACCUGUUGUCGUCCGGCCAGCUGAAGGAGCAUGGCGUGAAGUUUCGGGAGGACGGCGACGGGAUGCUGCUCGUCUCGGCAGCAGGAGAGGUGCUUGGUCGGGCGACGUACUCUGGGCGAGUCCUUUGCACCGACCUGCGACCCUGCUCCACGAGGGCCACGUCGCCCACGCCGGAGGUUGUGGCCCUGCGGGCGAUCGUCUCCAAGACGAAGUCGACGCCGAGCAGGAUGCAUGCUCGGCUUGCGCACGUCGGCAUGGACACCAUUCGGAGCUCGGCGAAGAACGAGGUCGCCAUUGGGCUGGACCUCAAGUCGGCGACGGGCGCCGACUCACCGUGUGUUUCGUGCGUCGGCGGGAAGCUGGCACGGCACACCUUCCCCGACCAAGGCUCCGACGCCGCCGACGUGCUCGCCGUCGUCCACAUCGACUUCUGA
Molecule: messenger RNA, 1965 nt
Organism: Closterium sp. Yama58-4
Lineage: Eukaryota; Viridiplantae; Streptophyta; Zygnematophyceae; Desmidiales; Closteriaceae
Source: the annotation of a GenBank genome assembly